UUUGUAAAAAGAACGACAACAUGAAGUACACCAUUCUUUUCUUGGCUGUCUGCCUAGUCUGCGUAAAUGCUUUGGUAGUGCCCUUUUCCAACGAGGAUGCCUCGCAGGAUCUGGUCGAUAUUACCGAUGGCAAUGUAGAGGACUUCCGCCUGUUCAACUCUGCCUACAGGAUCUUAAAGGUCACCCUGCGUAGCCUCAAGGGAUUCAAUUGCAUUAUCAAGUGGGUGGAGGGCAUUAAGGCCAGUGCUUUCCAGUUCAACGCGAGCGUGGUCUCCUGUGGCGUUACCGCCAGCAAGGAUGUGACCAACCUGAUCAACGCCAAUGCCCAGAUCAUUAGCACCUGCGACGACAUCAUCAAUCUGAAGUCGAAGACUUGCGCCCUGGUGGAAGGCGAAGAGCCCAAGAUUACCAACAGUUGCUUCUCCAAGACCCUGGCCAAGGUCUGGACCCUGAGGAAGCAAGUUAAGAAGGCCGUCGCACUGGCCAAGAAGAUCCCACAAACCGGACCAAACGCCGCCGUCUGCGUAAACGAUGCACUCAACACCCUGAUCGCCUACUACACCGAAUUCCCCCAGAACAUGAUCAACUGCUCCAAGCUCACCUCUUAGAGGGUUUACUAUCCAAAACCCAUUUAAGCAUACAAUAAAAAAUUCGUGGCGAAUACAACUUUA
Drosophila suzukii is the source of this 671-nucleotide messenger RNA. RefSeq lists its product as uncharacterized. The record is from RefSeq and is a predicted model, not a curated record. NCBI's taxonomy places the organism in Eukaryota, Metazoa, Arthropoda, Insecta, Diptera, Drosophilidae.